Molecule: messenger RNA, 907 nt
Organism: Pseudophryne corroboree (corroboree frog)
Lineage: Eukaryota; Metazoa; Chordata; Amphibia; Anura; Myobatrachidae
Gene: AP1S3
Product: adaptor related protein complex 1 subunit sigma 3
Exons: 5
Coding region: 153-617 (154 amino acids)
Biological process (GO): intracellular protein transport; vesicle-mediated transport
Cellular component (GO): intracellular membrane-bounded organelle; membrane coat; AP-1 adaptor complex
Molecular function (GO): clathrin-cargo adaptor activity
Source: RefSeq, a predicted model, not a curated record
CAUGCUACGUCACCAGGGGGUGUGGCGAAGCCGCACGGAGGCGUGGCUGGCACGGCAGGUGUAUCGGUGGGCGGGGCUCGGCCGGUAAAGUGGCUGUUCCAGUCUCACCUCUGUCGCUGCCACCUGUGCCUUCCCUUUCCGCCGGAACAGAGAUGAUUCGGUUCCUCCUGCUGUUCAGCCGACAAGGGAAGCUGCGACUGCAGAAGUGGUAUGUGACAUUGCCUGAGAAGGAAAAGCGCAAGAUAAGUCGGGAGCUGAUGCAUCUCAUUCUCGCUCGGAAUCCUAAGACCAGCAGCUUUUUGGAUUGGAGGGACCUAAAACUUGUAUAUAAAAGGUACGCCAGCCUGUACUUCUGCUGUGCCAUUGAUGAUCAGGAUAAUGAGCUGCUUACUCUGGAGAUCGUCCACCGACUUGUGGAACUACUGGAUAAAUACUUUGGAAAUGUCUGCGAGCUGGACAUAAUUUUUAACUUUGAGAAAGCCUAUUUCAUCUUGGAUGAGUUUCUGAUGGGCGGUGAAAUUCAAGAGACUUCUAAAGAGUCUGUGGUGAAGGCCAUCGAGGAUGCUGACAUGCUGCAAGAGACAAUGGAAGAAUACAUGAACAAACCAACCUUUUAAGCGGCAAACUGAUCCAUUUACCGUAAGAGGAGCAGAUUCUUCAUGAAGGAUUUGUUUGGGCAGUAGAGGUUCCAAGCACCCUUUGUGCUCUGACGGAUGUGAUGGCACUGCUGGGCGGGCCACCACACUAGCUGCAACAGGGCAGCAUCAAAUCAUAUGGGACCUGAUUACCAAGACUACCUUGUUCAACCCUAUGCAGCUGUAUGGGCCUAAAUGUGCCCAUCAAAGGGAAUACACUUAUGCAAAGAAUAUCUUUUAAAAAUUAGAAAUAAAAUAUUUUUUUAUAUUUA